This is a messenger RNA of Vicia faba (fava bean), 357 nucleotides long. The record is from the annotation of a GenBank genome assembly. NCBI's taxonomy places the organism in Eukaryota, Viridiplantae, Streptophyta, Magnoliopsida, Fabales, Fabaceae.
AUGAAGGAAGUUUAUUUAAGUGGAAACUCACUCUCCAGUAAGAUUCCGGAAAUAUGGAAAAAACUGGGUGGUGUUGAAAAAAUAAGAUUUUCUAAAAUGGGUUUGGUUGGUGAAAUCCAACCUUCAAUGGGGUUUUAUUUGAAAAAUCUAACUUUUCUUGGGCUUUAUAACAACAACCUUGAAGGUCUUGUUCCUGAGGAAUUUGGGUUUCUUUUGAAGUCUGCUAAUGAAAUCAACUUGGAGAAAUGGAGGGGAAGGAGUGAGGGUGAAGUGGAAGAGAGAUCUAAGGUGAUGGAAAUGGCGGAAGUGAGGAGGAGAAGGUGCGCACAAAUGAGAUUGAAUGGGAGUUGGGUUUAG